CAUGACCAGGAAGUGAUUUAUCAUCGAACAAUCUAAAAAUUAAUGCGUUCGCUGAACAUUUUCGAAGAGAAAUGUAAAAGUUUAUGGCAACAGUACAACGGAACGAUUCAUACGGUGCAAGUCAUUUUCGUUUGAAACGAUUUUGACAAACAUUUCAAACGAAGAGGGAAAUUUUCAACUUUGACCCCUGACGAAUUGAAUGAGUUUUCUGCAAAAUGGCAGCAUCAAUACCUUCUGCCGUGUCAACAACCUCAUUGGGUCAAAAACGCAGGGCAUCUUUGAAGAAGAAAGAAAGAAGAAAACGAAAACGCCAAGCCCUCGCCAAAGCCCAAAUCAGAGAAUCUGGUGAGAAUGGAGAUGAUUCUCCACCAGAACAAGAUGAUGAUGAAGAUGAAAGGAAGGCUGAGGAAGAAAGACGGCGCCUAGACCAGGAGUGGCUGGAGAGGGAGAGGCUGGCCCAGCAGGAAUUCAGACUCCGGUGGGAGAGGGAAGACGCUGCAAGGAAGAGACAGGAGGAAGAGGAGGCGAGGAUAAAGCAGGAAUGGGAGGCCCAGCAGAGGAGAGAGGAAGAGGAGAAGGAGCAGAAGCAACAGGAGAAGAGAGACAGAGAGGAAGCUGUACAGAAAAUGUUGGACCAGGCUGAGAGUCAGCUGGAGAAUGGGGGUCCCUGGAGAAACCCUGAGGCUCCAGACUUUGGUACGGAGCUAGACCGGGCUAACUGCCCCUUCUUCCUCAAAACUGGAGCCUGCCGCUUCGGCGACAGGUGCUCUCGUAAGCAUGUCCACCCCCCGUCCAGCCCUACUCUGAUGAUCCGGGGGAUGUUUGCGACUUUCGGGAUGGACCAGAGGUCACGGGACGACUACGAUACAGACGCCUGUCUGGAGCACAGCGAGGAGGAGGUACAACAGCAGUUUGUGGAUUUCUACGAGGAUGUACUUCCUGAGUUCAGGACUGCUGGCAAGGUGGUGCAGUUUAAGGUCAGCUGCAACUUUGAGCCACAUUUGAGAGGAAAUGUUUAUGCCCAGUUUGACACAGAGGAGCAGUGCAGAGAGGCCUUCAUGAUGUUCAAUGGAAGAUGGUACGCUGGUAAACAGCUCCAGUGUGAGUUCUCUCCUGUCACCAGAUGGAAGACUGCUAUAUGUGGUUUGUUUGACCGACAGAAGUGUCCGAAAGGAAAGCACUGCAACUUCCUGCACGUGUACCGUAACCCUGGAAAUGAGUUCUGGGAGGCAGACAGGGACCUGCACAUGUCCCCCGACCGGGGAGGAGGGGGUACCGGGUCUUUCGCUGGGGGCCGGUUCUCUGAGAGGAGUAGCCGCUCCUCGUGGACCGAGAGGUCACAGAGCCGACGCGGGGAGAGGAGCAGGAGGAGUAGGAGCAGGGAGAGCAGAAUAGCCCAAAGGAGAGAGAGUCUUCAGAGUGACAGGUCUUGGACCAGUCGUACCAGCACGAGACCCAGGUCGAGGAGUAGGGACAGAGAAAGGAGAGACAGGAGCAGAGAUAGGAGGGACAGAGGCAGGAGCAGGGACAGAGACCGGCGGGAUGGGAGCAAGAGAGAGGGGUGGAGGGGUUCACCCACAGAGGCUAGUAGGGGGAGAUCCAGAUCAGCCAGCCCUGGAGAGUCCUCUACGAGGAAGAGUCCUCUGGAGACUAAGAGGAAGAGACAGGGGAGCAGGAGCCCUGGAGAGUCCUCUAAGAGGAAGAGACAGGGGAGCAGGAGCCCUGGAGAGUCCUCUAAGAGGAAGAGACAGGGGAGCAGGAGCCCUGGUGAGUCCUCUAAGAGGAAGAGACAGGGGAGCAGGAGCCCUGGAGAGUCCUCUAAGAGGAAGAGACGGGGGAGCAGGAGCCCCGGGAAAACAUCCCAAAAAGACAAGCAGCCAGCCAACGACAGCAGCGACACAGCUCCAUCACGCCAUAAACACUCCAAAAAAAGCAAAAAGAAGAAGAGCAAGAGGAGGAAACCCAAGAGGGACAAAAAGAGCCAGUCGGCUGGGGGUCAGAGUUCAUCUGCAGAGUCAGGGAAGGAGUCUUGGGACGAGGAGAAACCCUCUCCAAACCUUGUAGACAGCAGUACACGGACUCCUCAUGAGGUAGACAACACUACCCAGGAGACUGUGGAUGUAGACAACACUACCCAGGAGACUGCUGGGGUAAAUACCAUACUUAGUCUCAUGUUGUCUGAGUCUCUUGAUAAUGCCAAUGCAGUCACUUCAGACAUACAGACCCAGGUGAAGGAGGAGCCUGAGGAUCCCUGUCCACCUAUUGUCCCCUCUCCUAGCCCUGGGGAUGUGGACAUCGCUCAGACUCCUGGGGCCACUGACAACAGUACUCCUGAGGCAAACGCACUCUCCCCAGACCCCCAUAGUAUCUUCCUCAAGCAGGAGUAUCCCUCUCUACCCAGUGUGCCUGAAGAGGAAUGUGAACAGGAUGGACCUGAGACGCUGCCUGAUUCCCCUGACGAUGAUGACCCAUAGCGGAAUUAAAUGUGUUCUGUAUGGACUUCACCACGACCGCUAUGGCCAUUUUGAAUUGCACACUGUUUAUGCAUUGACUGUUUUCAAUCUUCACCAAUGCACUGCUCAACCUAGCUUUCACAAAUGUUACGUUUGUUCCAAAUGUAAGAUGUGACAAUUAAAAGUUUUUAUACAUUG
Oncorhynchus masou masou (cherry salmon) is the source of this 2651-nucleotide messenger RNA. Its product is annotated as U2 small nuclear ribonucleoprotein auxiliary factor 35 kDa subunit-related protein 2-like. The transcript is spliced from 11 exons. Bases 216 to 2474 code for a protein of 752 amino acids. Lineage: Eukaryota; Metazoa; Chordata; Actinopteri; Salmoniformes; Salmonidae. Gene Ontology annotation, cellular component: spliceosomal complex; U2AF complex. Gene Ontology annotation, biological process: mRNA splicing, via spliceosome. The record is from RefSeq and is a predicted model, not a curated record. Gene Ontology annotation, molecular function: metal ion binding; pre-mRNA 3'-splice site binding.